GUCACAUGCUGUGUGAGGGCAGCAGGAGCCGCCCAGAGUGUGACAGAGCCCCCGAGCUCCAGGUGGAGCUUCCUCCCUUAUCUCCUCAGCCCGUGUGACCAGCAUCAACAUGGAGUUCAACGUGAAGAAGUUCGCGGCCGAUGCCGGCACCUUCCUGAGCCGCGCCGUGCAGUUUACAGAAGAGAAGCUUGGUCAGGCAGAAAAGACCGAGUUGGACGCCCACCUGGAGAACCUUCUUGCUAAAGCUGAAAGCACCAAAGUAUGGACUGAGAAAAUAAUGAAGCAAACGGAAGUUUUAUUACAGCCAAAUCCAAACACCAGGAUAGAAGAGUUUGUCUAUGAAAAACUUGAGAGAAAAGCACCAAGCCGCCUGAAUAAUCAGGAGCAGCUGUCCCAGUACAUGAUUGAUGCAGGGAAUGAAUUUGGGCCAGGAACAGCAUACGGAAAUGCUCUUAUUAAAUGUGGGGAAACGGAGAGACGAAUAGGAGGAGCUCACCGGGAGCUUGUACAGACUGGAGCCAUUAACUUUCUCACUCCCUUGAGGAAUUUUAUAGAAGGAGAUUAUAAAACAAUAUUGAGAGAACGGAAGCUGUUGCAGAAUAAGAGGUUGGAUUUGGACGCUGCAAAGACCCGAUUGAAAAAGGCAAAAGUUGCAGAAGCCAGAGCUUCGGCUGAACAGGAAAUGAGAAUAACUCAAAGUGAAUUUGACCGGCAAGCUGAGAUUACACGUCUGCUGCUAGAAGGCAUAAGCAGUACACAUGCACAUCAUUUGCGUUGUCUGAAUGACUUUGUGGAAGCCCAGAUGACCUAUUUCGCCCAAUGCUAUCAGUAUAUGCUGGAUCUUCAGAAACAGCUUGGCAGCUUUCCAUCAACUUUUGCAUCGAACAAUAAUCAGUCGUCCCUAACUACUAUGCAAAGUGCUUCUCUCCCGUCAGUCUCUGCCUCCGCUCCAUUACCUGCUGCAAGCAAUUCUGUGGUUACAUCAGGCUUCAGCGAGCUGAAAGCUGCGAGUGGCAGUAGAAGGGCCAGAGUUCUGUAUGAUUACGACGCGGCAAACAGCAGUGAACUAUCACUGCUUGCAGAUGAGGUCAUAACCGUGUACCACAUUCCAGGAAUGGACUGUGACUGGUUGAUGGGAGAGCGAGGCAACCAGAAAGGCAAAGUGCCAAUUACCUACCUAGAGCUCCUUAACUAAUUCACUUUUUUUUUUGUUUUGUCUUCUCCUUAAGUGCCGAAUUUCAUCAAAUAAAAAAAAAUAUUUAUAUGCAAUUAACUUGAUAUCUGGUAGGUGUAAAGCUGGCCAUGUACAUUAGAUUAAUGUCAGCUGAUUUUUGGCAGGACCAGUCCACCGGGUUGUCCUGAUUGUUCCCAGAUGGCAAAUACCAGGAGAAAGAAGGGUUGGCAUGUCGAAUUUACACAUGCCCAAUCCUUUUAUUAGGGAAAUAGGUUGUUGCCAGAGGUGUCUGACAGCAGCUUACUCCCCAUUGAGAACACACGCAUGCUCAGCCGGUUAUACAUGUGUGCAGAGAAGCCUGGAGGAAUAGCUGUCCAGCUAAAGUGUGUGGCCAGCAUCAGGGUCUUCCAUGUAUAAAUGUCUUCUAUGAAAUUCAGCAAUGUCAAGCUGGCCUUCCUCAAACUGCCACCUCUUGCAUUAUAGGAACACUCCACAUUACAUGUUAUUAUGGACUGUGAUGUGUUGCCAGAACUGCCCAGUAUGAAGAAGCUUUUGCCAUGAAUCUGAAAAUAUUUAUUUAGUGGGUUAAACUUUUAUUUUAUCCCUUUCGCUUCGGUAAAAUAUUAUUGCGUGCCAAAUGCUUUGUUAUUCCCCAAAAUUUUGCUUACAUAUUUUUUUUUUUUUUUUUUAAGUCUCAUUCAAGGAAUAUUUGCCAUGCACUUUCAAAACUUCCCAGAGAAAUGUCAGUGGGGUGGGUGAUCUCUUCAUCAGACCAGAGACAUCUGCUGUCCUAACUGGCGUUGAGCACAAUCCCUUACACCCCUCUAGGUCAUGUUCACAGGAAGCUCCUAGGAAGUAGAGGAUGAAGCAGCACUUGCUUUGUAACAUAGCAGGGUGCACAUCUCCUAGAGAUCUGUCCGAGGUUCCCUUGAAGAGGGCAAUAAGAGCAAUAAGUCAUUCUCUAGUCCAGGUUCAGGAGAUGCCAUUUUGCUAUUUUUUUUCAUGAUCUGCCUCUCCGUUGUGCCGCUAUGUCACCCAUUCGGUUUUGGCGCCUAAUAUGCUAAUUACUAGCAUCAGUACAACGAGGAGGAGACCUCUUCUCAGUGGGCCUCCCCAUCUCACUAGCUAUGACGCUGUCCAAUCAUUGCAGACCACUUCACAGACAGAAAAAAGACGAGCUGCUCUCGAGAGAUUUGGUAAAUAUCGCGAGAACAGACUAUGUAAGCAAGUACUAUGCUCUUACAUUGCCUGUUCUCGCAACAUUACCAAAUCUCAUGAGAACAUCUAGUCUUCUCCCUGGUUAUGACGUGAUCCAAUUCCACUUCACAGCCAGGGAGAAGACUAGAAGGACAUGACAAUUGAGAAGAACUAAGGUCUUCUCCUUCCUGUACUGCUGCUUGUAAUUAGCAUAUUAGGCGCCAAAACCAAAAAGAGGCAUAGUAGCACAACAGAGGAGCGGAUCAUGAAAUAAAAUAGCAGGAUGGCAUCUCCUGGACUACUGUAUCAGGUAUUGCUUUUACAAAAAAAAACUGACAGGUCCUCUUUAAAGGGGUUAUCCGAUAUCUAAAAUAUCCCCACCCACAAAGCACAGGCCCUUUGUAUGGAUUAUACUUACCUGCUCCCCGGCACCCGCAUUGCUCCAGGUUCCUGAGGCGGGGUGCAGUUAGCAGCAUGCCCCCCCCCUGUCGCUGGAUGUUUUGAUCCGAGCGAUGAGGACAUGCAGCAGCGGCCGUGCAGGGAUCUGGAGCGACGCGGGUCCACAGGAGCAGGUAAGUAUAAUCCAUAUAAGGGGCCUGGGCAUUGGGGGUGGGGGGAUAUUUUAGAUAUCGGAUAACCCCUUUAACAGUCAAUGAAUGCAUAAGUUCUGUCCACUGGAUUGAUCGAUUUGACUAAGGGUAGGUUCACUCUUGUGUUAAACGGAUCCGGCAGAAAUACAUGCAAGCAGCCGGAUCCCAUUAUAGUGAAUGGGGUCCAGCAGUGAAUUGCAGUAUCCAGCUAGGUAGGAUCUGGUGAACUCCAGCAGGCUGUUCUCUGCCGGAACAGCCUGCCGAAUCCAUUUAACGCAAGUGUGAACCUACCCUGAGAGCUCUCUUAUAUGGGCUUAGGGUUGAAACAAUUACCAGGGACGAACAUUCAUAAAAGGGGGCAAUCCAGAUAAUUGCCCAAUGGAAAGGUGCAAAUGCUUGUUCAUUCGGUGAACACAGCUUUCAUUAUUGUGUCGGCGGCACACCGUCCUGUGUGUACUGAUGUGCUGCCGACAAACCAUCAAUCUGUAUGGGGAUGAACUAUGGCUGUUUGUGAAUGCAGCUGAACAAUCAGGAACAAAUGAUUUGUUCUCACAUUGCCCCCGUGCGUGAUCUAUGUUACAUAAAGUGCCCCCCCCCCCCCCCCCAAAUUACAGUAUGAAUUUGUCUGAAGAGGCCUGCUGUAGACGGCCCAGAGGAUACUGUGGUCAGCCUUCUUUCUAUGGUCUCAAACAUAUGUUUAUGCCUUUAUUUCAGGUUUGCUGUUCUUCAUUUGUCUUUCUUAAAGGGGGUUAUCCAGUUUCUAAAAUAUCCCCCCAAUGCCCUGGCCCCUUGUAUAGAUUAUACUUACCUGCUCCCUGGGCACCCACAUCGCCCUGGAUCCCUGGACAGACACCGCUGCAUCUCCUCGAUGCUCGGAUCAAAACAUCCGGCGAUUGGGAGAGCAGCCAAUAGCAGGCCGCAAUGGUGACCAGCCUCAAGGGAGCUCGUCCCCAUCACGGCCUGCUAUUGGCUGCUUCCACUAUCCCCCUUCCCCCGUCUGGAUGUUUUGAUCCGAGCGACGGUGAGAUGCAUCGGUGGCCAUGCAGGGAUCCGGGGGUGACACGGGUGCCUUGGAGCGGGUAAGUAUAAUCCAUACAAGGGGCCCGGGCACUGGGGGGGGGGGGGGGAUAUUUUAGAUAUCAGAUAACCCCUUUUAACCUUUGGUUUAAGAUCCUGACAGAUAUUGUAGGAAGCCUACUAAUUAACCCAAUGUUCAUGUACUUUUUACCUAGUGAAUGUAUGUGGGGCAAAAACAAUCCUCUGUACUCCACUUUAUUUUGUAUUGUUUUAUAAAUAUAUUUAAGACGUCUUAGAUUAAAUGUAAAUGUAGAAGUUGAAAAUGCAUUAAAAAUAGAAAAGUAAAAAACAAACUAGCAGAAUUGGAACAAAUAUAAAUUGGACCGUACAAUAAAGAAAACAUAUGUUGAUGUUGUCA
This is a messenger RNA of Bufo gargarizans (Asiatic toad), 4396 nucleotides long. RefSeq names its product SH3 domain containing GRB2 like, endophilin B1 (gene SH3GLB1). The transcript has 9 exons. Lineage: Eukaryota; Metazoa; Chordata; Amphibia; Anura; Bufonidae. Gene Ontology annotation, biological process: membrane organization. Gene Ontology annotation, molecular function: protein binding. The record is from RefSeq and is a predicted model, not a curated record. Bases 110 to 1195 code for a protein of 361 amino acids. Gene Ontology annotation, cellular component: cytoplasm; membrane.